GCUUCACUUAAAUAAUCAGACUCCAAAUUCAAUCAUUUUAUACUAACUGAUGGUAAAACCAAAAUUUCCUUUUUCCUUUUUCUGUGAUUUCUCAAAAUUUCCCCUUUGUGUGUGAAAAUUCCAGCUCUCCCACUGUUGACUUUAAGCUCAUCUUUCUUUUGCAUGAAAGUCCAAGCCUUCAUAAUUACUACGGGCAACAGUUUUUUUCUUCCUGUUUUUGGGUUUGAUUAUUACAAGCUUUAUUGAUCUUUGGGUUUAUCAGAUUUUGUGCCAUAGUCCAAACUUAGCUUUUUUAGGGUUGUUUUUAGACAAAAAAGAUUCUGGGUUUCUUUUUAAAAUUUUAAUUUCUUCUACAACCUAAAUAUAGAUCUUUAGCUGGUUUGAGUUGUUUCUCCUCCUUUUUUUGAGGCAUUGAAAAUCUAAGCUGUUUCUCUAUUACUUUUUUGUACUUUUGCCCACUUAAGACGCUUCUUAAAUAGAAAAAGUAGAACCUUUGAGUAUUUACUUUUACUUUUUUUUAUAGUUAUUAUUAUCAUUCAUUUCCAGAAAAUCUACUUGGUUGUUGCUGUGUUCUGAAGGCAAAAAAAAGUGUUGGUUUAUAACUGCAAAAGGGGGUUGGAUUGUUUGGUAAAAGAAAAAUGUUGAUUAGUAGUGAAACAGAGGAAAUCACGUUGCCUUCAACUGAAGUUAAAGAGUGUUCGACAUCAUCUCCAGUAGGAUCAAAUCCUGAUUCCCUUAAUGGAUUGCCCCCACCACCAGAUUUGCCUGAUUCUCCAUCACUGUCCACCAUUUUCUGUGAUGUCAAUGUGGUUCCUGAGCAUGAAAAGAGCCAGCUUGAGCAGUCUAUACACAAAUUACAAGGAGAAAUUGCUGAAUUGAGGUUAAUGCUAAGGUCAAUAGAUGAGAAAAGGAGGGAAACGUUGAAUAAGAUAAUAGACAUCAAAGGCAGCAUUAGAGUGUUUUGUCGAGUUAGGCCUUUCCUUUGGACAGACAAGAGACGAACCCCGGAACCUAUUUUGAGCGAACUUGAUCGGGUUAUCGUCACAUCAAGUGGAAGUCGAAAAGAGUUUGGGUUCGAUAAGAUUUUCCAUCAAGAAGCUAAUCAAGACGAUGUGUUUGUUGAUGUUGAACCAAUCCUCAGAUCUGCACUUGACGGGCACAAUGUAUCCAUUCUUGCCUAUGGUCAAACCGGUACUGGGAAGACAUUUACAAUGGAUGGCACGACGGUCCAGCCGGGAAUCGUUCCUCGAGCUUUAAAAGAGCUUUUCCAGCAAGUGUCUUCAGACAAGUCAUUUUCUUAUACUUUUUCAAUGAGCAUGUUGGAGGUUUACAUGGGCAAUCUGAGAGAUCUACUAGCUUCAAAGCCGGCAUUACGAACAAAUGAGACCGUGUCAAGAUGUAAUCUAAAUAUUCAAACAGAUCCAAAGGGGUCAGUAGAAAUUGAGGGUCUGACACAGGUUGAAAUACCAGAUUUUGCAAAAGCCAGAUGGUGGUACACGAAGGGUAGGCGGGCUCGAUCGACAUCAUGGACAAACGUGAAUGAGGCGUCCAGCAGGUCACACUGCUUAACAAGAAUCGUCAUUUCUCGACGUGGGGAUACUCCGGAAGCUAAACCGAAAAUAAGCAAAUUAUGGAUGGUUGAUCUUGGAGGGAGCGAACGGUUACUCAAAACCGGAGCAACUGGACAAACCCUUGAUGAAGGAAGGGCUAUAAAUCUUUCCCUUUCUGCUUUAGGCGAUGUUAUUGCUGCUCUAAGAAGAAAAAAAGGCCAUGUGCCAUACAGAAAUAGCAAGUUGACACAAAUCCUCAAAGAUUCCCUAGGUGUUGGUUCGAAAGUUUUGAUGCUCGUUCACAUAAGCCCGUGUCAAGAAGAUCUUGAGGAAACCAUCUGUUCUUUGAGCUUUGCAAAGAGGGCAAAAGCAGUGGACUCUAGCAGAGGACUACCUGAGGACUUGAAGAAGCUAAGAGAAAAACGGAUAUCUGAGCUUGAAGAGAACAUGAGGGAAGUUGAAGAAGAAUGUCAGAAACUUGCAAAUCAAAUAAGUAAGGCCGAGUUCUUAUUAAGUGAAAACCGAAAACUUUACUCAACUGCUUAUGGGGUACCUGAUGAGAGUGCGGAAAAGAAUCCUGAAAACCAUGAAGAAGAUGCAAAAACUCAUGUCAUCGAAACACCUAGAGUAACUCAGAAACCAAUUCAACAAAGCAUUCAUCGGUCUCUCCCUCGGUUCAUGUCCUCUACCGUGGCUAGUCGAGAAAGGCAAAGCGCAGCCGAAAAAGAUAUCGUUACAAGGGCAAGAACCUUUAGACCAAGAGCCAGGAGUUCAACGCAGCUCUCAGGUUUCCAGUCCCUCAGCUUUUCAGACAACCGCUUUGGAUCACUUUUGCGACACUCAGUGAAGAAUUCCCGGUUCAAAGACACAAAUGGUCCAGCCAUAGAGAGCCCAAAGUGCAAUGACUCAUCCUCCUUGAAGACAACUUCCUUGUCAAGAAGCAAGGUGGUCACAUCAUCUGAUCCAAACUUGAGAGUUAAACUUGGUCAUCAUAGAAGAAGGAUGUCUGAUUUUGUCUAACAAUUAAGAGUUAAAACUGAAGUGUGUUGGAUCCUAUUUUUUCAUUUUUGCUUAGUGUUUUCCUAUGUUACUUGGGCUCGGGUAAGUGUCCAUGUUUGGAUAUAUGUCGGGCACGAGUACUAUAAGAAAAAUGAAAAAUCUGAGUAACAUAUAAGUCAUUUUUGUUUGGUGAGGUGUGCCAUCAUAUAUAUUUUUAUUGAGGGUGGUUUGCACGGUUGUGAGAGGGAUCUGUAACUUAAUAAAGUAUUUUAUUUACAAGAUCCCCAUAUUGAAAUGGUUUGUUUUAGGUUUUGGGCUUUAGUGUUAAACAAUUCAUUAACAUUAUUAUUGUAAACACUAAUGAUGUUUUAUACAAGAAAAACUAGCCUUGAUUCCUGCCUUA
Messenger RNA from Gossypium raimondii (Peruvian cotton), 2952 nucleotides. RefSeq names its product kinesin-like protein KIN-14U. The transcript is spliced from 10 exons. Bases 639 to 2570 code for a protein of 643 amino acids. The record is from RefSeq and is a predicted model, not a curated record. Gene Ontology annotation, molecular function: ATP binding; microtubule binding; microtubule motor activity. NCBI's taxonomy places the organism in Eukaryota, Viridiplantae, Streptophyta, Magnoliopsida, Malvales, Malvaceae. Gene Ontology annotation, biological process: microtubule-based movement.